GGGCUCUAGUUUAUUCACUAACAGACCCCUGAAAAGGUUAAACUUACUCCAAUUUGUUAAAGGUAGUGUUUCCAGCAGGCAUGAAUCAAUGUCCCAUGCCCAGACAGCUCCAAGCAGCUCUGUUUUAGUGUCCUUGCCUCUACCCUUAAAUUAACGGUAUGCAGGCCGUUUGACAUCGCUCCAGGGUUCCUCUGGAUCAGCCGCUACAGAUACUACUAGUGUUUCUACACAAGGAGAAAGUAGCUUCCCUGCCACACUUGGCACUUCUGGCCUGUCCACCAGUAAUCAAAGCUCCCCUAGUUUGUACAUGUCCAGCUCCCUGGAAACCUCUGGUGCCUCGAGUCAAUAUGACCCAGGCUCCUAUAACGUGCUCAGUUCUUCAUCUGUUUCUAGUCAGUCUACCAGUGACCAGAGUACCCCCAGUUUGUAUAGUUCUAGCUUUCAGGAAGUUCGGGCAGUUUGUUGGAAGCUUCUGGCUCUUCUUUUCAAGGGGAAGUGGCAGGGCUUAGCUCUCUUGUUGACUUGUCUCCCCAAUCACAAGACAACUCCAGUCAGCUUCUACCCUUACCCUUGGAGGUCUCUAGCCAGUCUAAUAAUGGUCAAAGCACUCCCAGCUUGUUUAUGCUUGGCUCUGAGAGCAGUUCAGAUUCACAGUCAACAGGUCCUGCUUCACCUCUAGACACUCAGGGUAGUCUCUCUCAAAGCAUUUCUAGCCAGUCCACAAGCGUUCAAAGUUCACCUAGUGUGUCUACAAGCACCCAGAGCAGGUCUGCCACUCAAUUCACUUCCAGUAAUUUUUUCCCUGUGCAGGGAGGUAGUAGUUCUACUUCUAGCUUAUAUCUGAAGCCUCAGGGCACUCUGGGUCUGUAUGCCCCUGCGUCCCAUACCAAAUAUGUGAGUUUUCCCAUGUCAUCACACCCAGCUAUUUAUAGCCAGUCAAAAAGUAGCUCUGUUCCUUGGUUUGGGGGCUCUACUGGCUUUGCCUUACAGGGAAUGAGUAGCACUUACAGUGGUUCUGUCCAGCCUCAAGGUACCACAAGUCAGUUUGCCUCUGGGUCCCCAUCCUACUAUCCAAGUGUAUCACUAUCCUCACCCCAAGGUGCCUCCAGUCAGUCUGCUACAGUCCAGAGUUCACGGAAGCAGAUUGCCUCUAGCUAUGGCACCCAGUCAGGGUCCCCUAAGCCAUUCACCCUGCAGGGAAGUACCACUUAUGGUGGGUCACUCCAGCCUCAAGGUACCACAAGUCAGUUUGCCUCUGGGUUUCCAUCCUAUCCAAGUGUAUCACUAUCCUCGCCCCAAGGUGCCUCCAGUCAGUCUGCUGCAGUCCAGAGUUCACAGAAGCAGUUUACCUCUACCUUCACAGGCAACUCUGGCACCCAGGAAGGACCCUCUGCUCCCUUCAAAUGGCAGGGAAGCACCACCUAUGGUGGCUCACUCCAGCCUCAAGAUACCACAAGUCAGUUUGCCUCUGGGUCUCCAUCCUCCUAUCCAAGUGUAUCACUAUUCUCACCCCAAGGUGCCUCCAGUCAGUCUGCUACAGUCCAGAGUUCACGGAAGCAGAUUGCCUCUAGCUAUGGCACCCAGUCAGGGUCCUCUAAGCCAUUCACCCUGCAGGGAAGCACCACCUAUGGUGGAUCACUCCAGCCUCAAGAUACCACAAGUCAGUUUGCCUCUGGGUCUCCAUCCUCCUAUAAUUGUCAUUGUGUAUCGUUGUCCUCGCCCCAAGGUGUUGCCGACCAGUCCAGCCAAGCAUUUCAAAGCUUUUCUGGGUCCCAAAGCCAGAAGUCUCAAAGAUGGCAGCCUUCACAAGGUAUUCAGACCUCAAGUGCAGCUGCAUCACAGGGUAGCUCUCCGUCUCAAAGCUAGCCAAUGCAGAGUUUGUUUCCUUCCCUGUCAUCAGCAGGAGGCUCAUCUUCAGGAGAUC
Messenger RNA from Rhinichthys klamathensis goyatoka, 1924 nucleotides. RefSeq lists its product as uncharacterized. The record is from RefSeq and is a predicted model, not a curated record. The coding region runs from base 622 to 1866 and encodes 414 amino acids. Lineage: Eukaryota; Metazoa; Chordata; Actinopteri; Cypriniformes; Leuciscidae. The transcript is spliced from 2 exons.